Molecule: messenger RNA, 3539 nt
Organism: Paramisgurnus dabryanus
Lineage: Eukaryota; Metazoa; Chordata; Actinopteri; Cypriniformes; Cobitidae
Gene: nploc4
Product: NPL4 homolog, ubiquitin recognition factor
Biological process (GO): ubiquitin-dependent protein catabolic process
Cellular component (GO): nucleus
Molecular function (GO): ubiquitin protein ligase binding; ubiquitin binding
Source: RefSeq, a predicted model, not a curated record
UCGUGUCCCCCCGGACAUAUACAGAUGUAGCACCGGUUCUGUGAGUUUUGUAUCGUUGCUCAGAUCAGAACAGAUCAUAUCAUAUAAACAGCGAUAUCAAUACACUUGACGUUUCAUUUGAGUGACAACAGAAGGUACAGUUCACCCCAUCAGAAUGGCAGAAAACAUGAUCAUCCGUGUACAGUCUCCUGAUGGAAUGAAAAAAAUCCCCUCAACGAAGCGGGAGACGGCUGCUGCUUUUCUCAAAAAGGUUGCCAAAGAGUUUGGCUUCAGUUCAAAUGGUUUCUCUAUCUACCUGAACCGGGACAAGACUGGAGAGAUCUUGUCACAGAGCAAGUCCCUUAGCUUCCUGAAAAUCAAGCAUGGCGACAUGCUUUUUCUCUACCCCUCCUCUGCUGGAACAUCCAGCGAGAAUAUGGACACAGCUCAGCCUCACACGUCCUCUUCCUUCCCCUCUUUUCCUUCAUCUUCAUCAUCUUCAACCUCAUUAUCCCGCUCACACUCUGCACCACAGCUCCCAGAGGAUGAGAUUGACCAGUAUCUUUCCAAACAGGAGGGAAAGAUCUACAGAAACAAAGAUCCCCAGCUGUGCCGGCACGGUCCUAUGGGGAAAUGUGUGCACUGCGUACCUUUAGAGCCUUUUGAUGAAGACUAUCUGAACCACCUUGACCCACCGGUCAAACAUAUGUCCUUUCACGCCUACAUCCGUAAGCUCACCGGUGGAGCAGACAAGGGAAAGUUUGUGGCGCUUGAGAACAUCAGCUGUAAAAUUAAGUCUGGUUGUGAGGGACAUCCGCCCUGGCCGGAGGGCAUCUGUACUAAAUGCCAACCCAGCGCUAUCACCCUCAACAGACAGAAAUAUCGACACGUUGACAACAUUAUGUUUGAGAACCACACCAUUGCUGACCGUUUCCUUGACUUUUGGAGAAAGACCGGUAACCAGCGGAUGGGGUACCUGUACGGACGCUACACUGAGCACAAAGACAUCCCGCUUGGCAUCCGUGCAGAGGUGGCUGCCAUUUAUGAACCUCCUCAGAUUGCAACCCAAAACAGUUUAGAGCUGAUUGAAGAUCCCAAAGCAGAGGCUGUUGAGGAGAUCGCCGCCAAGCUCGGCCUACGAAAGGUGGGGUGGAUUUUCACAGAUCUGCUGUCAGAGGACACCAGAAUAGGCACCGUCCGUUACACCAGACAUAAGGACACGUACUACUUGAGCGCAGAGGAGUGCAUCACAGCUGGACACUUUCAGAACCAACAUGCCAACCCGUGUCGGCUUUCCCCAGACAGUCAUUUUGGAUCCAAGUUUGUCACGGUGGUAGCAACAGGUGGUCCCGAUAACCAGGUACACUUUGAGGGGUAUCAAGUGUCCAAUCAGUGCAUGGCACUGGUAAGGGAUGAGUGUCUACUACCCUGCAAAGACACUCCUGAACUGGGUUAUGCCAAAGAGUCCACCACAGAGCAGUAUGUCCCUGAUGUCUUCUAUAAGGAUAAAGACAAAUUCGGCAAUGACAUCACGUAUUUAGCCCGGCCACUACCGGUGGAGUACUUGAUCAUUGAUAUCACUACAACUUUCCCAAAAGACCCAGUGUUCACCUUCUCAUCCACGCUUCGCUUCCCUAUCGAAAACAGAGAUGCUCUGGGGGAGACUCAGGACUUCCACAGUUUAGCGUCGUAUCUUUCCCAGAGUUCUUCCUCCUCCUCCUUCCUGGACAUUGUCUCAGACUUCCACCUGCUUCUUUUUCUUGUCACCAAUGAGGUCAUGCCCUUACAGGACAGCAUCGGGCUUCUGCUGGAUGCAGUGAAGACGUCCAAUGAAGAACUUGCUCAGACCUGGAAGAAAUCAGAACAGUGGGCCACCAUUGAGCAGCUUUGCAGCACAGUGGGAGUGCAGCCAUCUGGAUCUCUGGAUUAUGCCAUGGGUGGCCAAGCUGUCCCACAAUCCUCUUCAUCUGUGUGGUCUUGCCUCCACUGCACCUUCAUGAACCAGCCUGGCACUGAGCACUGCGAGAUGUGUAGUUUGCCCCGCAGCUAAAAACCCACGAAAUCAGGCUGCGCCGUACGUCCCACAGGGAACAGCAGUGAGAGCGGGUGUGCUUCCCUGUAUUCCUGCCGUUUUAGUAUGCCUAAUCCGUAACCCCUCCCCUUCCUCACUGACUGUGUCGGAUGUAAACGCCGAUCCCAGCCUUAUGCGCCCAAUCCAACGCUGUGAGCUGCAUCACUUUGAUGAUUGAUGGUGGAUGACGAUGGGUUGUACCCAUGUAGCGCUCUCUGUUUAAGCCCAGGGCAUUCUGAGACUAUUAUUUAGCACUUGGGCAAAGCUCCUUCCGCUCUGUUCAUCUCUCUAUUGCGGUCCAAUUUACCUUCUCAGCACCACUCUUAGGACAUUGGAGAAACAUUAUCAAUGUUUUUGAUGUUAAACUUUUCCCCAACUCACUAAAGAUGUUGUGUAUAUAAUAAACAGAGAAGAAUGCUACUGUUAUUUAAUUUCAAAUGGUUUUUUAUCUUAGUUAUGUAUUGGGAAAAUAACUUGAAUCCCAUUUUGAUGAACUUACAGUGGGUUCACUUCACCAAGUGUUGCGAGUUGAAAAUGCUUUUCUCGCCAAUGCUCAUGAUUUAUUUUCUUGCAUUCGGUUUUCUUAAUUCUUCACAUUUGAUAGAUUGGUUUCUUGGAGUGUACGUGCUUGGACAUGAGAUUGAAAUCUGAAUGUUGGGUUUGGGCGCGAACCUCGGAGAGCAGCAGUUCCUAAGAUUGUAAUUUGACCUUUGACUUUAAAGGGCUUAUGAAGCUAUGAUUUGAAUGCAGGUUGGUUUAAGUUUGCUUUGGAAAUAUCUCCGCCUUUUCAUUGGGAUUUUUACCUUCAUCUCACUAUAUUUUCCAACGUUCAGCCACUGAGGAGUCUGUAUCAUGGCUUUUCAAAUGAACAUGUUAACCCCUCUCCUCACCUAACAGGAGACUGAAAAGUUGAAAAACAUUGAUUGAUUGAUUGAUUGAAAGGGAAUGGAUAAGCUGGAAAUAUAAAACCCAAGUCUUUGAUUUCUUUGCUCUGGGUUUUAUUUUCUUUUGAGUCCACAUCUGCAUUACUUUCUGGAGUAUUCUGAAAGAUUUGAGCUUUCUUUUGUAAAAAAAAAUUGAAUUGGAUGAAGUUCAAUAGAUGAGUUUCGUUGGAUGAGCACAGUUAAUAUUUAAGAAAAGACUUUUCCUCUGUCUUUUUGGGAAUUAUCCGAAAGACGUUUUAUCUUCAUUGUGCAUUUUGGCUCGACUUAAACUCAUUUUUGUGUCUGGCACUUUCUAAAAAUAUGCAAUCUAUUAGUUGACAUUACUGUACAUUGAUCAAUGUUCACAGGACAUUCUCUUGAAAUUGUGUUUUUGCUCUGAACAUUUGAGAUGUCUAGCUGCUUGGUUUGAGCUCUUUCUUCGAGCGGCAGAUAGCUGUGCUUACACCGCAUCUUCGCACGAGACGCCCUGAGUUGUGUGCUGUCAACAGGUUUUGGAGUUUUAAAUACAGAGAGUAGUUCAACAAUAAAACCAAAUCCUUUGGAAA